Varanus komodoensis (Komodo dragon) is the source of this 9124-nucleotide messenger RNA. It is a transcript of the gene BLTP3A, whose product is annotated as UHRF1 binding protein 1. NCBI's taxonomy places the organism in Eukaryota, Metazoa, Chordata, Lepidosauria, Squamata, Varanidae. The transcript is spliced from 21 exons. The record is from RefSeq and is a predicted model, not a curated record. Gene Ontology annotation, molecular function: histone deacetylase binding. The coding region runs from base 168 to 4583 and encodes 1471 amino acids.
CGGUGGUGGCCGGGAUCCUGGCGGAGUUAGCGGCCGGCUCACUGAGGGAGAAGACGGGGCUGGCGAUGGCGGGAGGCGGCAGGAGCUGCGCGAGCCCCGGCGCCCGAAGCAGGGUAUGAUGGGGCGUUUGGGGUGUUAGAGGACUCUCGUCCUGUCCCCGGCCCGGUAUGGCUGGCCUCAUCAAGAAGCAGAUUCUGAAGCACCUGUCCAGGUUUACAAAGAACCUCUCCCCUGAUAAAAUAAACUUGAGUACUCUCAAAGGGCAGGGACAACUGACGAAUCUUGAACUGGAUGAAGAAGUUCUGCAGAAUGUACUGGAAUUGCCUACCUGGCUAGCCAUCACUCGGGUUUUUUGUAACAAGGCUUCCAUCAGGAUUCAGUGGACAAAGUUGAAGACUCACCCAAUCUGUCUGUAUUUAGAUAAAGUUGAAGUGGAAAUGCAAACAUGUGAAGAGCCCCGGCCACCCAAUGGGCAGUCUCCCAUUGCACUCGCUUCAGGACAAAGUGAAUAUGGCUUUGCCGAGAAGGUAGUGGAGGGUAUGUUUAUUGUUGUCAAUUCCAUUACCAUCAAGAUCCACUCCAAGGCCUUUCAUGCUUCUUUUGAGCUGUGGCAACUUCAAGGAUACAGUGUGAACCCUAACUGGCAGCAAAGUGACCUGCGCUUUACCCGUAUCACUGAUUCACAUAGAGGAGAGGUUUUAACCUUUAAAGAACUCACCUGGCAAACUCUUCGGAUAGAAGCUGAUGCUACAGAAAAUGGAGAUCAAGAACCUGUAACUACCCCACUAAGACUUAUUACCAACCAAGGCAGAAUCCAAAUAUCUCUUAAGAGAAAAACAAAGGAUUGCAAUGUGGUAGCAUCCAAACUCAUGUUCCUCCUUGACGAUUUGCUGUGGGUACUGACCGACUCCCAGCUGAAGGCAAUGAUGAAAUAUGCAGAGUCCUUGAGUGAAGCCAUGGAGAAGUCAGCUCAGCAGAGGAAAAGUCUGGCCCCUGAACCUGUCCAGAUCACACCUCCUGCUCCAAGUGCUCAACAGUCCUGGUCCCAGUCAUUUGGGAGCAGCCACAAAGCAAUCAGCCAGUACUUUGAGAAACAUGACAUGAAAGAGUCUUCCUAUCACCUUUUCAUUUCCCGUCUAGACCUUCACAUCUGUGAUGACAGUCACACUAGAGAGACAGGUGCUUCCAAACAUGGAAUAAUUGGAGGUGCAAUGCAACUCACAUUUAGGAGGAUGGCUUUUGACUAUUACCCUUUCCACUGGGCAGGAGACAGCUGUAAACACUGGGUGCGGUACUGUGGUGCCAUGGAGACCAGAGAGCAGUGGGCAAAAAACCUGGUAGAUGAAUUCCAAAACAAGAUGGAAAAACAUAACGACGUAAACUCCGCCUUCCCCAAAACUGCAGGAAGGGACUCUCCCUUCAAAAAGAGAUCAGAUUCAUUUUCCAGUACUCCAAAAACCUCUCCAGAGAAGGGGAUAUCUCAGGCAAGUUCGCCACCUCUUACCCUGUUUGGACUCCAGCGGCCUAUAUGGAGAAGACUCCGAUCAAGUUGUCUGGUUCUCCGAGUUGAUGACUUGGAUAUUCAUCAGGUUUCUACAGCAGGACAGAAUAGUAAGAAACCCUCGACACUGCUUUCAUGUAGAAGGAAAUUGCUGAACCUUCCUGACCAAACCUCAGCUGUUCAUAUAGAGUUCACUGAGUACUACUUGCCAGACAACCCAAAUUUUCCAGUCCCAUGUCCAAACUUGUACCUGCAGCUGAAUGGUUUGAUUUUCACUUUGGACACAAUGAGUGUGCUUUGGGUGAAUUUGUUCUGCCUUGAUCUCUAUCGCAGCCUACAGCAAUUCAAAGCUAUAUACAAGCUGGACAAUUCUGGCAAGCAAGAUGAGCAUAUUGAUGUCAGACUGGAUGGCUUUAUGCUCAAGCUAAAUAUCCCAGUAGAGAAGAAAGUUAUUGAUCACCAGGAUCGUCCCCAGGGUCUUUCGAUUCGCACAUCAGAGAUGACAGCUACCAACACAAGGCAUGCUCCUCACUGCAGCUGUUUAGCUCUCCAGAAUCUGUUCCGUAGGUUUGCUGCUUCAGAAUUCUUCCACUCUAGCUACACCCAGUUUCCUAAAUUUCAGGACAACUUCAGCCUCCUUCAUACUCUCUUCUUACGUCAUGCAUAUCAAGUAGACACAAAAGCCCCCAAACAUACAGAUUGUCGCCAUAGUAAGUCGUCAUCUUUUGAAGACCUUUGGUCUUUUAACUUCUCCCAUAUCUCCUUGGACUUUGAGGGGACCAAAAGCUCAAAAGGGAAACCCCUGAACUUUAUCUACCCAUUCCCACUUAGUGUGUGGGCUUGCCUCCCAAAGAGAUGGGAGGAAGCUCAGACAUCAAUGUUGCAAGUCUCGUCAUCACAGUUUAAAAUCAAGUCUUCUGCUAGCUUUAGUAACCAUGCCAAACAUCAGGACCUUUGCGGAGAGGAGCAGUUCUGCCAAAGAUCAAAAACUGAACAGGAUUUGAAAAGCAUCUACCUCACCCCAGAGGCAAAGGAAGUCUUGGAAGGAGGCCAUGGUAGCAUUAACGGUGAAGAAAAUGAUGAAGAUGUAGAACUAUCUGCUGAUAUUCAUGUUCUUCUGUAUUCAAGUGCACAUGUGAAGGUGCGGCUCAACCACUAUCAGUAUUUAAUGCUACUUCGGAUGAAGGAGGUCUUGCAGACUUUUCAAGAACAAUUGACCCAAGACACUCAGGAAAUGAUUGGAUCACCUCUAGAUUCUCUAACCACUUGCAUGGGCAUCAUGUUCAACAGCACAGAGGUGGCUUUGCUGAUGCAUCCUACUCCAGUUCCUGCACUGGAACCAAGAUCUGUAGACUCAGAUGCUACAAGUCUAAUAGAAUCUGAACUUUCCCCUUCAGACAGCAGGGAGGGACUGGCUACAGAAGGCAGAGAGCUGAAAUCAGAUUCUAGCUCAGAGAAGGAAAAUUGCAGCCCUGCAAAAUUCCAAGGUGAUAAUGGAAUUACAAAUACAGAUAUAACUGUGCCUGAGUUACAGGAUGGAAUAAUGAAAUCCCAGAGUGAAGGAUCUCUGACAGAAGGAGGUUUUCAUAGCCAAACCACUGGUGAAAGGGGUGCUGUAGAAGAAGCUCAUGAAGCUGAAGAAAUCCUUGGCGCAGAGAGACAGAAUGACAUUGGCAGCCUUUCCCAGAUGCCUCAAAUUCUUUCUUCCAGCUCAUCUUCCAUUGUUGAUCCUUUAGGUGGCAUGCAAAUCUCUACUAAUGAACAAGAAGAGAUGAUUCCUCUGAAGAACAUGGAGAUGGAAUUGUCUAGUGCAUUGAAUAUAACAAAAGGUGCCACCAAGGAAGCAUUGCAUGUGACUAUGGACCUCACCAAAGAAGCUAUGUCAAUAACAAAAGAUGCUUUCAGCUUCAGCAGGGAAAAGAUGGCUUCCACCAUGCAUAAAAUGCUGCUCCAUCCCCAAACCAAGGAUCCCACACCAAAGGCAGAGGAAGGGACACUGACUCCAGUGGGAGGUAGUAGUGGACGAAUGCGUUUCUUCACCAUGAAGAGGACUGCUUCUCAACAUUCCUUUGAUACCAGCUCACUUGAUGGCAGUUGUCCUGAAGACAGGCUGUCGGUGGACAGUGACGGCAGCGAUGGCUUUCUGAUGCUUAUGGACUCUGAGCCUAGUUUGGAUCCUCUUACCCUAGAACACCUUCCCCAGGCCCUUGAUGAUGCAGACAUCAGAGCAAGCCCAAUGGGAGAUGAGGAAAGAGGAUCAACAUAUAUCAACAGCACGGAAUCCCUGAGUGGACAGGACUCUAGCACCCAGCUGGUAUCUGUCCUGGUGUUGAAAAUGAAUGCAGUAAACUGUGUGAUAGAAACAAAAGGAGAUGAUAUGACAGUUGCCCUUCAGGUUAUGGAGCUAACGCCUGAGCACCUAGGAAAUAGGAAUAUGUGGCACUAUCUGCAAAGUGAUUCUAUGGGAGAUCCAAACUCAGAGAGGCCUGCAGCCACCGAAACAAAUCUGACUCACCCUGAAGUGUGUUUACGAUAUGAAAUAGGACCAAGUGCUAAAGUGCACUCACCUCUAGCUGUCCAGAAUGGAUUUUUUCACAUGCUGGUUCAUAGCUAUCACACAGAAUUGCUGACAUCCUGCCUUUCUAGCCUCGGACCUUUUCUUGAAGAUGAGGUGAUCCCUGAUGUUAUUCCCAUGAAGAUUGAACUUGUGGAUACAAAGAUUACAUUGAAAGAUGACAGUCCUCGAGUAUAUCCUACAUCUCCUGGCCCUGUCCCUAUAAUCUUAGCAGUGGGCCACAUCAUAGUUAGUUGUAACGAUGAUGGAGUGUUUGUUAUAACAGCUGCACAGGGGGAAGAAUCGUCUAUGCAGAAGAGCUUUCAGAAACACCCUAAGAAGCAGCGGAUCCCAAUAGAGAAAAUCUCUGGAGUUUCAGCAGGAACAUGUGAUGAACUACAGCUGAAAGAAGUGCCAGCUUUGGAAAGAGAGCUGCAAGCCACCAAAAAAGCUCUUGCAGAAGCCAAUCUGGACAAAGUACGCCUACUACAGGAAAUUAGGAAAUAUGAUCCGCUUUUCCAGCUUUGACAGCUGAAGCCUGGGCAAUGGAUGCUCAGGGAAAUCAGAGAUCACUACCAGCAUCAACAACACUUAUUUGUUGCACAGGAAUUAACUAGGCCAUCUUCAGUCCAGAGCUACAGCCUUGAGGAACAGAAACAGAGUGCCAUUACAGGAGAUGGAAGUGGAGGGACACCAGGAGAACACAUGGGAAUAAGAUGAUCGGAAGUAUUGGAUUUUUCAGCCAUAUACCUGUGUCUACAUGGAAUGAAAUUAUGCUCCAUCUAAAGUUUGGCAACAUUGAUUCUACAUGCUGCAGAGCCAAACAAGGAAGGACUACCUUGUCUAAAUUAUCUCAAAGUGGUGCUGACAACCUGCUAAUCUUUCUUACUGUAAUGUUUCCUUCCUGCAAGAAGUAGCAGGGAGUUUGGGGGGCAUGCUUGCAGUACGCCAGUGCAAUAAGGACAUUCUACUUAGCAGGGGCCUUGUUAGCCAUUGAAAAUAAAUAUCUUGGAAUUUCAUGCUGCAGCAUGAGCCUGAGACUUUAGAAAAGUGGGGUGGGAUGCAAUGCAGCCCUGGUACAGGAAAAAGAAAAGUUUGCUUAGAAAGAGAGCUUGGGUGGCCGCAAUCUUCCAUUAAUUAAUUUUCCUAUUCUCCUUUCCCAGUAAUGCUCUGCUAACAGAGUUUUGUAGUUGUCAGCCUUCCUGAUGUCUCUUCAUAAGCUCUGUCCACCACCACCAUUGCAUUGUUGUAGCAUCCCAACCCUUUCCCAGUGUAAGUUGUCAAAAAACUGCUUGCUGGAAAAAUGUCCUAAUUUUAUAAGUUAAAAAUGUUGGAAGCAUGUUUCUCCUUUCCAUGACACUACACUGGUAAUCUUGGAAAGGCUCAGAGAAAGUGAGUUCUGCUUGUUCCUUCCGGGUCAAUGCACUAUACUUCAGUGUCCAUUUGGUAAAUGAUGAACCACAAUCUUGCAAUGUUCUAUAAUACAGAUUAAUGCUGGUAGAAAGUAUUUUUAUGUAUGAGUGUAAAGCUGAAUAGACAACUCUUCCUUCUGUUUUUAUUUUUGUAUGAGAUUGGAUAAUUAUUUGGAAUUAAUGAAACAUAGUUCAGCUGGGGAACACAACUAGGCCAGUGCUAGCUUUCUUGGGUGUUUCCAUAACAAAGUUGUGUCCAAAAUACUUUGAGAGGUUUUCUUCAUAAAACAGCUGCAACAAUUAAGAUGUGAUGAACUAUAGUUAGAGAAAUGUUAAAAUGAAGGAGGAAAGAAAAUCACAAAAAUAAUCAAGGGACUCCAUCAUUCACUUCAUCAUUUUAAGCUAGUUCAAGAUAACUCCUCUCUCCCAUCAGUACUAGUUUUAGGCAAAUAAACACAGCCUGAUGAAACACUUAUCCCCACUCUCAUAUAUAACUAGCUAGAUAAUGUAGAUUACAGGAAUAAAAUGCUUACCAAACUAUAUGACAGCCUUCCCCAGCCUGGCACCUUUCAGAUGUUUUGGGCUUCAACUCACAUCAGCCCCACCCAGCAUGGUCAGUGGUUUGGAGUCCCAGGAGUUCAAAACAUCUGGAUAGUAUCAAGUUGAAAAAGGCUUCUACAUGAAAACCUUAUACUGAAUGUAGUUUAUUUAUAAUGACCCUUUAAAAUGAGAACUCAAAUGAAGUAACAAAACCUGUUAAUGCCAUCUAAUAACCUCUUUCUCUACUUAAAUUUUGUUUUGUUUUGUUCUUAUGGUUGAUAUUUUCAUUGCGUUUUUUUGUUUUUAAAAAGCUAGUUUCAGAAACUGACUGAGAAGGUUAUGGCUGAGAGGGAUCUACCCAUAAAGGUAGCCUAAAAUCAUUUAAAAUAAGAAAAAAUAUGUGUGGUUAUGCAUCCAGACCCCUAAGGAGCAUAUAAGAUCCACCAAUGUGGAAAAGACUGGUAGGAAUUACACUCUACUGAAAACAACCUACAGCACCUGACUAAUAGAAUUUUAAUGAACUCCACCUUUCUGUGGCUUAGUUGUGUCCAGAUGUCUAGGCAUUUUAUUUAUUUUCUGUGGUUGCAAAUUGAUGAUUUAUAUAUGUACUGCAUUCUAGCAACAAAAAGGAAGACAAGCAAUUCUUUUCAAACCAUAUAUACCUUGGUGCAUAUUGUAGGGCUGAGUUUCUUUCUGAAAAUAAUUGAUGUUUACUUUCUUCUCCUGAGUUCCAAACCAGUAAUCUUUCCACUAAAAUGUAGCUAUAACUAACUAUUGUCCUGAUGGUGAUGAGGUACAACUUUUAAAAAGGAUGAAUUUUAAAUAUUAAAUUUUGAGUGCUUAAAAUUAUGUUUGAGGUAAGAAUAGAUAUAGUUAUAAUUGGAGAAUGAGGAGAGUUAGUAAUUUUUUUAAAUCAACUGUCUUGCAUUAGGUGGGAAAGUAUGUACUACUGUACAUUUGAUUACUCAGAAUGGACAAUUUGUCAAAGGUAACUUUAAAAAAUAAUUUAAAAGCAUGGCAUUACAAAUAAGCAAAGUUAACUGCACUUGCCAUAAUAAGAGAAGAAUUCAAACUUCCAUAUUAGGGCAAAGUGUUUAUGUAACAGAAAGGUCACAAAAAUGUAGUUUUGAGUUCCCCAGAACUCUUCAUCAAAGCAAAAGUGCAGGGGAAGGAAGGAAAUAAGCUUACUGGUUUUAAAGCCAUGGAUACUGCAUUUAGUCAUGAUAUUAAAAUGUAAUAUAGGAGGAAGUUGCAAACAUUCAUGGCAGGGUGGUUUGUUUGUGUGUAAAGGAAUAGCAUAAAUUAUAACACAACAGAAGUAGAACCAUACGUAGUUUAGAUAUGCAGUUGUGUAAUGUUCCUAUAGAUAUUAAUGCAUUGCUUGUAGCAAAAUGGACUGUGCCAAAGGUAAUAUGCUGUAACCUAACAAGCAGCUGUUUUGCUUAAUUCAGGCCUUUCAACAGAUAACAUGUCAGAAUUGGUUAGUAUGUUAUAGCUAAUUUUUGUCUGGUAUUUGUUAAACAGUUUGUAGAUAAAGGUAAUGCCAGCCCCCAGCUGCAUCUGUAGAAUGCAUUUUUUAAUCUCUGACAUCUGCUUUUUUGCCUUGAACUGACUGCCUUGGAGCAGUUGCUAUGCGACCUUCACUAUGUGAAUCAGAGCAUCUUAAAAUAUUUUUUCUGAAGGAGAAAUGCAGGGUGGGGGGCGGGAUUGUCUUCAGUCUCAAAUAAUUUCCUAGCCCUUGAGGCUAGCACAGCACUGUUGAACUCCAGGAAGCUUUGCAGCUGUGCUGUGGUACUGUCACUUUCAUUAAUUCAGCAGUGGUGAUUUCGGCAUGUGUUGUAGCUUCUACUUGUUCAUUUCUGUGCAAUGAACUGCUGUUUCUGCCUUUUUCUUAGGGCAUUCCUUUUGCAGUAUCCUACGCAAACCCAGGCCAUGCUCUGGAAUAAACAUGAUUCCCUCUCUCCAUAUUGGAAAAUGCACCAGUGGGGCAGCCCUUUAAUGCAGUGGCAGGAGAAAACUUUGUAUCCAAAGAGUAAUGUGUUUUAAAGUUUGCACUUACAUAAUGAAUAGAACUGAGGUUUUGAAGUUUGGAAACAUAUAUGGAACAGAUGGUGCUGUUACUAUACAGUACUAAGAUGACACACCAAAUACACAUUUUGUGCAUUUUAUGUGAACAUAACAGCCAAGAUGCUGGCUGUUAGAUUUCUAUAUUAAGGCAGAGCUGUUGUUUUCCUAUCUGCAACUCUGAUGAAUUACCCCAAAAUACUGAUUCAAUACUAUUUAACUUUCUUUUGAACUCUGUAUAUCCUUUUUUUCCUUUCUGAGUGAGGCAAGAUGGUCUUAGCUACAUGUAUAGUCAUAUUCAAUACAGGUUCUCAUUGCUUUCUAUUCACUGAAUGCUGAAGAUUUCAUUUGUCUACUUUUCAUGCAAAAUGCAGCAUGUUACAGAGAAAGACUAGUGCACAAGAACUGUAUCUAGAGUAUUUAAUACACUGGAGUUUCUGUAUUUUGUUGUUAAAAUAAUUUUCUGGACAUUUCCAAUAUUAUUUAUUGGUCUUAAGUAAGGCAAAUUGUAGAGAAUAUACCUUUUGCCUCCACUGUAUGACAUGGCUUGUUUGGUUUUAAUUAUAGAGGCCUUGUUGUGGUAAGUACAAUCCAGAUGCUUCCCCUCUGUUAUGGACUGUUAUUCCUCCAAGAGGACAGCUGGAAUGAGGAGGAAACCCACUGAAGCUGAUAUGGCUAUGUCUGACUUCUCAACUACAUUAGUGUGGUUCUGUUUUUAAAUACACCUCCCCAGCCCACACACUCCCCAGCCCACAUUUUUUCUACUUUAUUUGUUAGAAAAAGUUAAAAGCAAAAAACUCCUUGUGUAAUGCCAUGACUUGAAGUAUUAAGUAAUUCUUAUUUAUUGUAAGGCUUUCCUAAUUUCUUAUGGCUGCUUUUGUAACUUUAAUUAGGAAUGCUAUGAAUACAGGAAGAGUACUGGGUAAAAGUAUGACUUGAAUUUAAGACUUCAACAGUAUUGGAUUAUUUUUGUUGCAGUAUAUCAUCUUCUAAGAUUGUAUUGGUUCUGUGAACCACUUUUAAUGUGGUAAAUUAAACUGCUUAGCCUCUGUU